CCAGAAAGCAUAUUCUCUUGCCAACUAAAUUUAAGAAGCCAUUGGUAAAGAAUUGGAACAAAUAUUAUGCGGAAUAUCGAAGUAUUGAACAAUUACUCGAAAUUAAUCAAGAAUAUUCUUUACGAACUGGAACCAGCAUAAGUGACUAUUACUUUAUUGCUAUUGAUUUAGAUGACUUAUGA
Funneliformis caledonium is the source of this 182-nucleotide messenger RNA. The record is from the annotation of a GenBank genome assembly. Lineage: Eukaryota; Fungi; Glomeromycota; Glomeromycetes; Glomerales; Glomeraceae.